AUGGAAGAUGCUCAUACGAAAACGGGCGAUGAGGUUUGCCGUUUCUUCAACGUUGGACCAGACGGGCUAACAGAGAGCCAGGUAGACGUCUUGAGGGAGAAAUAUGGCUACAAUGAAAUGCCUGCGGAAGAAGGAAAGUCCAUCUGGGAACUUAUUUUUGAGCAAUUUGAUGAUCUCCUUGUCAAGAUUCUUCUUCUCGCCGCUAUAAUUUCUUUUGUCUUAGCACUGUUCGAGGAACAUGAUGACCAGACAGAUGCCGUUACAGCUUUCGUUGAACCUUUCGUUAUUCUUCUUAUUCUUAUCGCAAACGCUACCGUCGGAGUUUGGCAGGAGCGGAAUGCAGAAUCUGCCAUAGAAGCUUUAAAAGAGUACGAACCAGAAAUGGCUAAGGUUGUACGGUCAGGAACUCAUGGUAUACAAAUGAUACGAGCGCGUGAGCUUGUUCCCGGGGAUAUUGUUGAAGUUUCUGUCGGUGACAAGAUUCCUGCUGACCUUCGACUGCUGAAGAUCUACUCGACAACGAUACGUAUCGAUCAGUCCAUUCUAACUGGUGAAUCCGUCUCAGUAAUCAAGCACACCGAAGCCGUUCCUGAUCCCCGUGCCGUGAAUCAAGACAAGAAGAAUUGUCUAUUUUCCGGCACAAACGUAGCUUCUGGAAAGGCUCGUGGAAUAGUAUUCGGUACUGGAUUAUCCACUGAAAUUGGAAAGAUUCGUACUGAAAUGGUUGAGACCGAAAGCGAUAAGACUCCACUUCAGCAAAAGCUUGAUGAGUUCGGCGAGCAAUUGUCUAAGGUCAUCUCCAUCAUCUGUGUUGCUGUGUGGGCUAUCAACAUCGGUCACUUCAACGAUCCUGCCCAUGGCGGUUCAUGGAUCAAAGGCGCCAUCUACUAUUUCAAAAUCGCUGUAGCACUUGCUGUGGCUGCCAUUCCUGAAGGUCUUCCGGCCGUCAUCACAACUUGCCUUGCCCUUGGUACUCGACGGAUGGCAAAGAAGAAUGCUAUUGUUCGUUCAUUACCUUCCGUGGAAACUCUGGGAUGCACAUCUGUGAUUUGCUCCGAUAAGACCGGAACACUGACAACGAAUCAAAUGUCUGUAUCGAAAAUGUUCAUCGCGCAGCAUGCCUCAAACGACAACAUUGACUUCAAUGAGUUCACAAUCACUGGUUCAACCUACGAACCUUCUGGAAAAGUGUUCUUCCAUGGAAAGGAGGUUAACUGUGCUGGUGGUGACUUCGAUGCCCUCACUGAGCUUGCCACUAUUUGUGCUAUGUGCAAUGACUCGGCAGUGGACUACAAUGACACAAAGAAAGUCUAUGAAAAGGUCGGAGAGGCUACCGAAACAGCGCUGGUUGUUCUCGCUGAGAAGAUGAACGUGUACGGUACACCAAAGUCUGGAUUGUCACCUCGCGACCUCGGCAACGUCUGCAACCGUGUUAUCCAACAAAAGUGGCGAAAGGAGUUCACUCUGGAAUUCUCUCGUGAUCGCAAAUCAAUGUCAUCGUACUGUGUGCCCGCUGCUGGCGGAUCUGGAGCUAAGAUGUUCGUUAAAGGCGCGCCAGAAGGAGUUCUUGGCAGAUGCACUCAUGUUCGUGUGAACAACCAGAAAAUACCGCUUACGCCUGCAAUGACUCAAAAGAUUGUCGACAAGUGUGUACAAUAUGGUACUGGGCGAGACACUCUCCGUUGUCUUGCUUUGGGAACGAUCGACAACCCUGUCUCCCCGAAUGAGAUGAAUCUUGAGGAUUCAUCGCAGUUUACAAAAUAUGAGCGUGACAUCACAUUCGUCGGUGUAGUUGGUAUGCUCGAUCCACCACGUACUGAGGUUAUGAGCUCAAUCAGGGAAUGUAAUCAUGCUGGAAUUCGUGUGAUCAUGAUUACUGGUGACAAUAAGAACACUGCAGAAGCAAUCGGAAGACGUAUUGGUCUUUUCACUGAGGACGAAGAUACCACUGGCCUUGCUUUCACUGGACGAGAAUUUGACGAUCUCCCACCUGAGCAGCAGUCGGACGCCUGCAGACGAGCAAAACUAUUCGCUCGAGUCGAGCCUGCUCAUAAAUCGAAGAUUGUCGAUAUUUUGCAAAGCCAUGGAGAGAUCACAGCCAUGACUGGAGAUGGUGUCAAUGACGCACCCGCUCUGAAGAAGGCUGAAAUCGGAAUUGCAAUGGGAUCUGGAACUGCUGUCGCUAAGUCGGCGUCCGAAAUGGUUUUGGCCGAUGACAACUUCGCGUCCAUCGUCGCAGCUGUUGAAGAGGGCCGUGCAAUUUACAAUAAUAUGAAACAAUUCAUUCGGUAUCUCAUCUCAUCAAAUGUCGGAGAAGUCGUGUCGAUCUUCCUCGUUGCCGCUCUGGGUAUUCCUGAAGCUCUCAUUCCUGUUCAACUUUUGUGGGUCAAUUUGGUAACUGAUGGUCUGCCUGCAACUGCCCUUGGCUUCAAUCCACCUGAUUUGGAUAUCAUGGAGCGUCAUCCGCGAUCUGCGAGCGAAGGACUUAUUUCUAAAUGGUUGUUCUUCCGUUACCUUGCAGUAGGAACUUAUGUCGGAGUUGCUACCGUUGGAGCAGCGAUGUGGUGGUUCCUGAUUUACGAGGACGGUCCUCAAAUUACUUACUACCAACUAACUCACUGGAUGAGAUGCGAGAUUGAACCUGAGAACUUUGCUGAUCUGGACUGCGCCGUAUUUGAAGAUAACCAUCCUAACGCAAUGGCGCUAUCCGUACUCGUAACGAUUGAGAUGCUCAACGCUAUCAACUCACUAUCUGAGAAUCAAUCGUUACUCAUUAUGCCACCCUGGAAGAACAUGUGGUUGUGCUCGGCCAUUGCUUUGUCAAUGUCGCUUCACUUCGUCAUCCUAUACGUAGACAUUAUGGCCACUAUCUUCCAGAUCACUCCUUUAUCUUUUGCCGAAUGGAUGGCAGUGCUUAAGAUCUCAUUCCCAGUUUUACUUCUCGACGAAAUCCUUAAAUUCUUCGCUCGCAACUACAUCGACGGUAAGCCCGCUAAUCGCGCAGACAACAUACGGUCGAUCAUCUCCCUGAUCGGCCUAGGUGCUAUGUGGUUUGCGUACUUUGGUUGGAUGUUAGGUCCUUAUGCAAAGAGUAUUGAACGUGCAUUUGGUAGCCCGGUAGUGCGUGUGCAUACCGAACUUUAA
This is a messenger RNA of Haemonchus placei, 3144 nucleotides long. NCBI's taxonomy places the organism in Eukaryota, Metazoa, Nematoda, Chromadorea, Rhabditida, Trichostrongylidae. The record is from the annotation of a GenBank genome assembly.